Molecule: messenger RNA, 810 nt
Organism: Letharia lupina
Lineage: Eukaryota; Fungi; Ascomycota; Lecanoromycetes; Lecanorales; Parmeliaceae
Exons: 1
Coding region: 1-810 (269 amino acids)
Source: RefSeq, a predicted model, not a curated record
AUGACAAAGUUCGGUGGUGUCGGAAGGCAUCUCCUGGCGCUCGAAGCUACAAACCCUAACAAAGUCGUGAAUUGGGCCAAGCUCCUUAUGGCUGUCGAAUGGAUCUAUCUCGUGGCGGUGACCUUGCGAAAACUCUCCAUCUUGAGCAUGUACCUCGGACUAUUCACCACAAAAUCGUAUCGAAGGAUUGUAUAUGUCCUAGCUGUUACUUUGAUCAUGACAUUUCUUGUUGGAGGUCUCACUGGAUCGCUCAAAGUCACAAGACACCAGAAAAUAGGACUGACAUUGACAUUCUUGACUGGUUCUGUCGGAUUGAUAGCCUCAAUAUUUCGCUUUGCGACCUUCUUUCGGAACGAUGCUAUAACUGAUGGUACUUUCUCGUUUGUGGAACUCAUGUCAUGGACCAUUAUCGAACCAGGCAUCUACCUUGUUGCAGCUUGCCUACCAGCGCUACGUCCGCUCGCUCAACGCAUCUUCAAAGACAGCCUUCUCACCCGUCUCAGCACGAAAUGGAUGCCUAAGUACGGUGACAGAUGUUACGAGCGCAGCACGGUGAAUAUCAAGCUCGAGGGACACAGAAGCGUUAGGUCUGAAGUCCAUCGCCCUCAGCCAUGCUUUCAUCGUCUAACCGAUGGCAAGGAGAGCAUUGGUAAAAGCAGUGCGGAUGAGAGAAGUCUGGUGGACAAUUACUGGAGCGCGAGGGACAAUGUCAGUCAAUUCGCUCGAAAUGACUGCGGUUCCGAUCUAAAGGCGCAGCACAUUCGUGUUGAGAACGACAUUGUGGUCACCACAUCUGAUUCUCUUGCUUAG